UCAAGAGAUGGAAGAGACGGAUUCUUACGGUGAUAACUCCAAUACUGAGUGCAGACUGCCUACAUUGAACACUGAAACUGUUCCCAUAUUUUACCCAGUCAUGAACUACAUUGCCAUUGCUGUAAUCUUUGGUUUGGUGAUGUUAGCAGACACGAUCAUAGGAACCCCUUAUGCCCCAAAUGAAGAAGAACAGCUUGAAGAAUACCGAGAAAAAUUGCAACAGAUUUUGCCUUUUGCUCAUAAGAGAGCUUGUAUUGCUCGUGGGAGAAGCUGUGAUGUUCGUCCAAACUCUUGUUGUGGGAGUUCCUCUUGUCGUUGUAACCUGUGGGGCACCAACUGUCGAUGUCAAAGACAAGGUCUCUUCCAAAGCUGGGGCAAAUAAACUGAUCAUCUAAUGGAACUCAUGGCUCUUCGACUAGUAACCCGGUCGCUCAAAUUUCUGAUUCGUUUCUUGAUGUUGGAAUAUAUCAUCUGGCCUUUUUUAAUUUUAAUAGCUCUUAUGAGGACUUAAUGAUAACCAAAUAUGAAUGUUGAUGAUUUACUAUUUGAGUUUUUGGAAAUUAUAUUUUAUUGGUAUAUAAAAGGAUCAUUCUGUGCUAUUAAAAACUAAAUUACA
Molecule: messenger RNA, 616 nt
Organism: Limulus polyphemus (Atlantic horseshoe crab)
Lineage: Eukaryota; Metazoa; Arthropoda; Merostomata; Xiphosura; Limulidae
Exons: 4
Coding region: 8-382 (124 amino acids)
Cellular component (GO): extracellular region
Molecular function (GO): ion channel inhibitor activity
Source: RefSeq, a predicted model, not a curated record